AUGUUAUCAUUUACCAUUGAAAAUAUCUUUGGUGUUGGAUCAUUUCGUUUAUGUGCAGGUUUUCCAUCAUCAAUUAAAUCAAUUGAACAUUCUAAAUCUCAUAUAUACGAAUGUCCAUUAAAUGGUUGUAUUCAAAUUUAUAAUUAUUCAACAAAUGAACGUUCAUAUUUUGAACAUAUUUAUGAUGAUAUUAUUGUUGUUAUGCUUUAUAAUGAAUUUGUAAAUCAAAUUUUAACAUGUUCUUAUUCAGGUAAAAUUAUUCUUUGGUCAGCUAAUUAUCAAAAACGAUUUGUUGAACAACAAGUUCGAAUAAAUCAUGUUCAUUAUGGUUGUUGGGCACGUGAUGGUACAACGAUUUAUCUUUGUUCAAGAUUUGAUGCUAUGGCAUAUUGGAAAAUGUUAUUUAGUGGAACUCCUAAUAAUAAGCAAUGUCAAAGAUUUAAAUUACUUGAUGUAUGGAUUAAAUUUCUUGAAGAACGUUCUAAUCAACGAUCAAUUACAAAAGAUACAUGGGAUUUAUUACUUGAUUUUUCAACAACAAUUAAAUCUGAUUUUUCAAAUUAUGAUCAUGAUGGUGCUUGGCCAACAUUAAUUGAUGAUUUUGUUGAAUAUGUUAAGACAGCACAAAAUCAAUCGUCUUCUGUCAAUGUUUAA
Messenger RNA from Rotaria sp. Silwood2, 654 nucleotides. NCBI's taxonomy places the organism in Eukaryota, Metazoa, Rotifera, Eurotatoria, Philodinida, Philodinidae. The record is from the annotation of a GenBank genome assembly.